CGGUAUAAAGAUUGAGACUAUUACAAUCUACAGACUCAACAGCAGUUGCCAAUUUAGCGCUUUUCGCGGUAGAUUUGGAGCGCUUUCGAUCCUGAAGUUUUAACAAAAAAAUUAUCAUCAGUGGAGGAAGCUGCAUACCGUUCAGUGGAAAAUAUUGACAACCAAGGGACGUGGCACUGAAAUUUUGGGAUGAGAUUACAAAUUACACAGAUUCUGCUGGAGAAAACCCUUUUGAAGAUCUUUCAAGAUUUGUUAUGGAAAGAUUUGUUAUGACGGUUCUCUCUCCCCCUCAUUCCAAUCCCGAUGUUGAGCGUCUUUUCAGUCAAGUCGGCAUAGUGACAACUAAACUAAAAAACAGAAUGAGGAUUUCUACACUACAUAGUAUUCUUGCCAUUAAAUAUGGAUUGAAGAGGCGCGGGCAAUGUGCUAUCAAUGUUCAGAGCUUCCAAGUGAUGUCAAGAAAAUUGAAAGUCUCGAAGCUUAUGAAAAUGAAGAUGCAGAUGAGGACUUUAUUGUAAUGUAAGAAGACUUAUAAAUUGGAUGGAUGGAUGGAUUGCGAAAUUUAGGGACAAGCCCAAGCACUGGGACCUAUUAUGGUCAUUCAGACAUAAAUUUAGCAGAACCACGUAUCCAAUCUUUAAUGAUGAUCAGUACACGUUAAAAAAAGAAAGUCAAGAAAAAGCUCAUUCCAGCAGUCUGAGACUGAAUGCAAGACUUCAAGAGUAUAACCACAAGCAAAAAGUGUCUAAACAGGAAACACUGAAAUACAGGAACGAUAAUAUUGAUGAUUUUACUUUUUAAAAAGGUAUUCUUGACAGAUUUUUCUUUUGUACACUUGAUAAUGAAGUGUAUUUUUGGGGCAAUGAAACUUUAAUGCUAAAGUUAUUUGUUGCUUCUCAGAAAAGCAUUACAUUCUUUGUACUGCUUUGGCUGUAAAGUCAAGGCUUGACUUAGUAUUUACAUGUUACUAUUUUAAAACAUUUCUAUUCACUGGCAUUGAAAUGUUUGUUAGACUUGAUGGUAAAUUUUUAUGUAAAUUUCAGUCUUUGGUAACCUUGUGUAAAUUGUUUUCGAAGAACCUAAGGAGGGCUGUUUGUUAAAAUAAAGGUUGAGUAAUUGCAUCAGCAGCAAAGAUGAAGAAACAGAAGACCCAGCGAAGUAAGGCCCCAAGUAACUGGGACCAGCCAGACAACGAGUGGAGACCACGCAAUUUCAUUAGCCCGGUCGAGAAAUCCAGUCCCUUACAUGCCGAACAAGAUUCUCUCAGUCGGACGUUUCUCCAGGACUCUGGAGGGGAAAGUGAUGGAGGAAAACACAAUACCUGUCCUGUUUGUUAUAAAUGGUUCUCUAGAAGUGCUGCCUUGUUCUGUCACAUCAAGCAGAAUCACAGAUAUGUUCUGAGUAGACCUAAUGAAAAUUCCAUCGAAGAAUUGGAAAAGCAGACAGAGGAGUGGAAGAGGCGCAUGAAAGGGGAGGACUCGGGUUCCUCUUCAUCAAGCGAAACUAGAGUAGAGGCCACUUCUUCAGAUGUUUUGAAGGACAGUAGAAGAGGGUCGAUUGGUACCAGACUUAAAUCCAGCGAGUCUGAAGAGAACUGUGAUUACGACAUUGAAAAUUAUCCAAUUAUUGGUGGAUCAGCCUCUGCUGGGAGUUCAACUGGAAGUUUACUCUCAUUUCAUAGCGCGAGUUCGGAACUCCUUGAUCCCGACCAGAGUUUUUCUAUCGUGAGGAAGGAUGUGAAAAAGAGAAAGAGGAGUCACGAGCCUCAGUCAAGAAGUGCUGGUAAAAAGGGGAAUCUUGCAAAUGGUGUCAAAGUGGAACCCAUGAAUUCCUGUACCCCACAUUCAAAACCUGUGAUAAAUAAUGCUAAGAAAAAUGUGCCAAAAGGUAGAUCGUGUGCGAAACCUGAACAUGGGCCAAAUGGGAGGCUUUUCAGUAGAACAAGAAUAACAAAGCCAGUCGAAGAUGUCCAAGACUUUGAUUCAUUUGAUUUUAGUGUGGACAACAGCCCUAACCACAAAAAGACACACCAGUGCCCCAUUUGUAGCUCAUGGUUUUCUAGUGCGACUCUGCUGACUUACCAUCACAUGAGAGUACACAUGACAAAUGAAUUCCAGCAGUGCUUCAAGUGUGGAAUGUGUUUUUACGAGUCUUCGUUGUAUACAGCUCACGUUAAUCUUCACGAAAAGGCUGCCUCAUGAAAUAAUGUUUUAGUGAGGCAUGAUAAAUGAAUUUUAUAUAUUAAUUUUUCUCGUGAGUGUUAGAAAAUCCAUUUUUUUUUUAAUCUAUUUUAAAGUUAACUAUGGAAAUUUGACAUUGUGCAAUAAUGUUUUUGAGCUUAAGCAGUGUUUUGUUCAGGAAUGAAAUGAGAUUAUGCUAAAUUGCUAGGGAGUACUAGCUUGAUAUCAUCCGACAAUGAAAUACUUCUUUCUGCCCAGAAGAAUAUGUAAGCUGUUGGUCAGACAUUCUUAAUGUCUCAAGAAGGUGCAACUGUUGCUCUUUAGCAGAUGCAAUAUAAAACAGUUUUGACAGUACAGUAUUUUGAAAUGUAACGAAGGAAUAUUGGCUCUGUAAUGUUGUUGGACGUUAUUGUAUGAUUAUGUAAUCAUAAUUGUCAUGAGGUAGUGAUGAAAUGUGUCAUAAAAUGUUUUGAAAAUCCCUCUGUUCACUUUUUGUCCUUUCAUUGAAAGAAUACAGGAAAGGCAUAAAUGUAUCAAAACAUGGUUUAGGUAUUUUACUGUGGUUAAAGCUAGAGAAGUACACUGAGGAUGUAUUACAAAAAAUAUUAUGUUGAACGUUUAUUACUGAAUAUCUUCAGUACGUAAAUUGAAAAAAUGGACUUAAUUUGACCUGUGAAAGGUAGUACAAAUCUUCAUUUUGGCAGAUCUGAUUGUAUUUUUUUUUUCCUCAUAUAUUGUUGCUCUAGUUAGACUACUUUUAUUGUAUUACUACCAGGGGUUGAUGAAAUGAUUGAAUUUCCUUGAAAACAUAGGCUAUUUGUUAUAUAUAGCAACUGUGUAUCUUUCACUAUGUCUUGCUCAGUUCAUAGGGUAAGAAUAACACGAUUGGCAGUUGCAACAGCUGACAUGAGAAACAUCCUAGUAUUAGAAGUGUAAGUAAUAUGUAGGAUCCCUGGUUAGCUUCAUAAAUAUAGUACAAAGGGAAUGAAUAUGACAGAUUCCGCCACAUAGAUAAGGAUGAUAUUAGUUGUCUGCCUGUAUGGCAUGGGCUGUUAGUCACCAGUCUAGCAUAUUGUAAGCUGGAACAUACAGUAUUUACCCUGCUGGUAAGCUCGAAUUCCUUGUUUACUGGUGUGGUUCUUUUAAUUACGGUCUUUAGCAAAGUGAUCUGUUAUUGGAGUAGAAUUUAUAAUUUUUCGUUGUUACCGUUAUGUUUUAAGAAUGUUGCAGGGUACUAUUUUCAUUCAAAUGUUGGCCAUGUUUUUGUUUUGUAGUUCCUAUUACCAUUUAGUAGUAUAUUUUUUUAACUGAAGUGAUUCUUCAUCAUAUGCGAUUGGUGCCUUCAGCGCAUCUCACAUGAUACACUGUAGGCAUCUCCUAAGGUACUGUGCAGCAUCCCUUCAGCCCUUAGCUGCAACCCAUUUCAUUCCUUUUACUGUAUCUAUGUUAAUAUUCUCUUUCCUCUAACUUUCCACCUUCUCCUAACAAUGUUUCAACAUUAUUUUCAACUCUGAAUGUCCUCAUGGGUCCCAACGCUUGGCCUUGGGGCUAAGUUUUAUAUUCCAAUUCCAUAGUGAUUUUUUUCUUGCAGAAAAAGUGUGUAAUGUUGGUUAUAUCUUCCUGUGCCACUUCUUAGUUAUUCUCUCAAAAGUAGAUUUAAGAAUGAGAUAGCAUUUUGUAUGUUAUCAGUUGUUCUUUUACUUCAGGAACACAUGAUCAAGAAAAAAAUUAUAUAGAUAUAUAUAUAUAUAUAUAUAUAUAUAUAUAUAUAUAUAUAUAUAUAUAUAUAUAUAUAUAUAUAUAUAUAUAUAUAUAUAUAUAUAUAUUUGAGGAUUUGUUUAUAUUUAUUAUUUCUAUCACGUCUCUCAGUAAUAUAGAAGUAUGAUGAGGCUUACUGGGAAUAGUGCAUUUUCCAGACAUAAAAGGCAGCAUUUGGAUAUCACUUAUUCCUAAAGUCUGUCAACCUAUUACCAUCCUGAAUCGUGUUGUUGUUGUGGAAAACGUUCUAGUUACAUCCAGCCUUGGAGAACUUAUUCUGUUUUGUUUAGUUUUUUAAAUAUUGGUGCAUUAUUAUAACCAAAUUAAUGAAUACAAACUAACUAAGGUAAAGUGAAGGUGAAUAUACUGCUCUUCGUUAAUUGUUACUUUGCAGUUUCAAUAACCACUGGAAAGUUUGUUUUCCUCAAUGAGAGUAAAAUGAAAGAUCAUCGUUACUAUGUAACUUAACCAGAAUGUUGAGUUAUUCCUGGAUUUUACUUAAAUUAAACCAAUAGUUUCUUAUAGUAAACUAGACAAAGGUAUAUACAGCAGUUAGACUAGUCAUUAAGAAACUUAAGUUAAGGAGUAAACUCUUUUAUCAGGGUUUUAACAUAAAGAAAGUUUGGUUGUUCACUACCAAGGAGUAAACAGGUACUGUAGUCUUCUUGGGGAAAGGCUGACAGUAGUGUAAAUACUUUGUGUAUUUUGUCAGAUGUCUUUUGUUUGUCAUUUUUCUGUCAGAUUACCGACAACUGUAUGAGAUAAUUUAGUUCAUAUAGUACUCUGUUACAGAUCAUUUAUUUUCCAGUGAUCUUCCAUAUGUAUAUUAACUUUAGAAAUGUCAUCCAUAUGAAGUUAGAAAUGUCAUCCUUUUCUGAAAUUAGAAGUACCAUCCAUUUUUGAAGUUUGAAGUGACAUCCUUUUCUGAUGUUAGAAGUGACAUCCAUUUCUGAAGUUAGAAGUGACAUUCAUUUCUGAAAUUGGAAAUAUCAUUCAUAUCUGAAGUUAGAAGUGAUAUCCAUUUCUGAAAUUAGAAAUGUUAUUCAUAUUUUUCCCAUCCUUUUUCAAAUCUUAAAUGAACAAAUUGCUGGAUGCCAAAUGGGUUCUUAAUUUUCUGUAGCUUAAGGGGGCCUUUUUGUAGAAAAUUCUUGUGGUUUUUUGUGUGGAAGUGUGAUGUUUUUCAUAAAAAUGGAUGAGUUAUACCUCUGUAACAAAAAAAAUCUUGAAAUGCAAGGGGGAAUGUUAUGAAAUUGUUUUAAUUGCAUCACAAAACAAGAGUAAUGUUGAAUCAGAGGAGAAGUCACAAAAGCCAAGUGUGGGACAAUUACAGAGUUGGUGUUAACAUCGAAAAUAAAUUUUGAAGCAAC
Molecule: messenger RNA, 5305 nt
Organism: Macrobrachium nipponense
Lineage: Eukaryota; Metazoa; Arthropoda; Malacostraca; Decapoda; Palaemonidae
Exons: 2
Coding region: 1134-2201 (355 amino acids)
Biological process (GO): regulation of gene expression
Cellular component (GO): nucleus
Source: RefSeq, a predicted model, not a curated record